AUGUCUUCCGACGAUGUCCCCCAAGCGCCACAAAACAAACCGUCUACCUCCUCCUUCGCCGACGUCUUCAAGACCCUCGCAGUAGGCCGUCCCAAGUCGCAGUCGCCGGUCUUGCAUGCGCAGAACGCUGGAGGCGCGUUGUCCCCCGAGAUGGAAGGCAGACGCGGCAGCAGAGUGACCUUUGGCUUCGAGGCCCUGCACCGAGGCAGCGUGGCCGCCGGUGCGUCUGAGGCGUCCACCACCCCGAGCCUCGACACGAUCCUCCAUAACCUGGCGGCAGACCAGCCCCUGCAGAGUGCCGCCGACGAGGCCGAGAAGGUGGUGCGCUACUUGCACGGGUUCAGUGGUGACCAGGUUGUCGCCGUUUGGGAGCAGGCAGCCCAUCUCCUCGACCAUCCAAGCUCGCCGGAAGCACGAGCGUCAGGCGGCAUCUUGCUGGAAAACGUCUCUGCCCGCCAGGACCUGUCUCUGGCCGGCCGCAAGUCCCUCUUCCUCUCCAUCUCGCAGCCCUCGCAUCCAGACGUCAUUGCUCGCCGCGUAAAGGCCCUUAUCUCCCUGUCAGACUACGGAAGGAAGUUUGAUUUCACCGAAGAGCCCGUUCUACGAGUUAUCGCCGCAUGGAUCGUACCCCUUUACGAACAAACGGCCGCUAUGCGGUCGAAGAUUAAGCGGUCCAGAGGACAGAGACCCAGUGGUGCCACUUUCGAUGAGGCCAUCCUGGGCGAGCUGUUUCAGCAUAUCGUCGAUGUCGUUACCCUACAACGCCAUUCUCCGAGCCCAGAGGUCAUCGAGCUCGUUCUCAACCACAUAUUCACUGUCUGCAAGAAGACAAGUGCCGCUGUGGACAUCAAAAACUCCCUGGGGGUCUUCGAUGCCAUCAUCACCACUUCGGGCGUCCCUGAUGAAAGCUUCAUUCCUCUGCUCGAAGUCCUGUGCAGUAUCCAUGCUUCAGUCAAGUCGUUAGCAGGUCCAACGUCAAGAGCCGUCCGAAGUCUUGCCAAGUCUGGCAAACAGUCAGAUAUGAUACAGACUCUUCACACCUUUCUCAUGGAGACCACCGAACGCCCAGACAGAAACCUGAACGUCACCCGCGGCGCCGUUGACAUUUUCCGAGAUUUACUGGUUGCGUACGGCCAAGAUGGGAUGCCCACCAUCUCCUUUGAACGCCUCAUCGCGUCACUCCAUCAAGCUUCACUUCGAAAGGACGGUCGUAUCGACACAGACAUCCUAGAAGUCUGCCUUAACGCGUUACAGGGUGAAUUCUCACAGGUCUCCCUCAAGCACGACUGGACAGAGUUUGUCAACGUCAUGCUGGCUUGCUCAGAUAGAGCUAUCGACAUCACUGCCCCUACCUCUCCCACUUCAAACAUAUCUCCCGUCCCCCUCUCGGCCGCAUCAACUCCUCCAUCAAAGGCCUCCUUGGCCGAUGACGUACGCUCUAACAUCAUCGCCAACCUUGCCCGUAUUUCAGCUGCUCUAGAAGCCCUAUGGCCAAGUUUGGACAAGGCUCAAAAGCUUGAAGCAUGGCGUUUAUUGGCUGAUAUCCAUAAACAUCUUACCCAUUCCCAAUCAGAACUAGCUAUCCGCCUGUUGGGAACCGAAAGACUGUGUCACCCUUCCGCUUCCGAUGGUUGGAUCACUUACUCCUGGAAAUUGGUGCAAGACUACAUUUUGGACCGUGAAAAGGCCCCGGAAACUCGCAUUCUCGCUUUGGCAACCUUUAGAGACGCAUACUUUAGUGAAAACGCACCGGAAUUAUACCUAAAGGAGGGCCUGGUCCGUGUUCUUACCAAUGGCUUUGCCGACGAAGAUUCAUACCUGUUUCUUCAGGAGCUGGUGGCUUUCCUUGUUGAUGGGACAGCCAGCUCGGACGAAGAUACGCUCAAUCUCAUUGUUGACACCCUAAGUCAGCCCAUGAGUGCGGAUGAGAAUACGGACGACAUGUCCCCAUCCGGCACCAAACCGGUCCCGCACUAUGUUUUGGCCUCCGAUACACUUGCACCGUCCCUCAGCGACGCAACAACAUGGGGACUCAUCCGGAUCUUUCUAAAGGGACUAGAGACCAAAUCUCAAGUUGUUGUGAAAGUAUACCAGAAGCUGAUAGACAUUGCAUCGUCAACAAGCCGGCCUUCUGACUCCCGUCUCUCUGCACUUCGACUACUCUUCCGACUUCGAUGCGAUACCUCUGGUGUCGUACACAUUGCGUCUUCCAUUGACAAUGGCCACUUGACUGCCAGCAUGCUGCGCACUGUCGAAUCAGCUGCCAAGUCAAACGCCAGUGAAGAGUCGUCUGUCGAACGCUCAAGAGAUAACGACACAUCUUCCACCCCCAAUAGCAGAUCGUCUCUGAAAGACCAGUCUGUAACCCCGCUUGGAGGCCACAGUCAGCGUGUUAUUUCCCGACGCCCUUCGCGGUGGGUUGCUCCAAUCUGGGCGUUUGACGACCAUAGCAAGCUACCUGACAUGACCGUCCUCAAUCUCGGAAGUAAUGUCUAUGCAUUUAAAGCAGCACCAUGCAAGGAAGGAGAGCAAAAACAUGAAGAGCAAAGCAGUGAAGAGCAAAGUGGUGACGAGCAAAAACGCGACACCAAAGUCGUACUGAAGGUCAACCUGUGGGCCGAGGCCAUCAUUGCUCUUCUCCAGCGCGAGAAAGACUGGGAUAUCUACAGCUACGUUUCUGCCCAUGUCAGUGCACAGCUUGCCAACCGAGACUUCUUCCGUGCAGCAAUCCCCCAGAUCAAGCUACUUAGAAGUGUUCUGUGUGAGCAAAUCAAGAACGAGAGCUUCCCUGAACCCCUUGGAUGGACAGGUGUGAAGAAGAAGGAUAUUGCUAUCUGUCUACUGGACGCCCUGACAAUGCUUGUCAGCUUCCAUGCACACUUUGCAAAGGGCGAGCAGGAUGAGAUUGUUCGCUCGUUUAUGUAUGGAAUCGGAUCAUGGGAGGGUACGUCUCGUGGAUGUAUCCAUGCGCUGAGCGUUUGCUGUCAUGAAAUUCCCCUGUCUGUCACAAAGUCCUUAAACGCUAUCCUCGAUAAGAUGUCCAAGGUUAUCACUCGAUCCCACAUUGCCGUUCACAUCCUUGAGUUCCUAGCUCUAUUGGCCCGUUUGCCUGAAGUGUACGUCAACCUGCGCGAUGAGGAGAUCCGGACCGUGUUUGGAAUCUGCAUCCGCUACCUUCAGACCUCCAGAGAACAACGAUACAAGAAUAAUGAAGCUGUCAGCAGCCGGUCUGUUUCCAUGCCGACGCGUAUUAGCAACGGCUCAAAGGACCCUGUCUCAAACCCCUCGGCAGAAGCAGUUGAUAUCCACGGUGGAGAAAAUGUUGCCAGAUAUGUCUACCAUCUGACAUAUCACGUCAUGGUCUUUUGGUUCCUAUCCCUUAAGUUGCAGGAUCGGCCUAAUCAUGUCGGCUGGAUAACGAAACGGUUGCUGUUCAAUGAUGAGCAAGGUAAAGAAGUCAUUGAAGAGCAGAGCCAGGUGUUCAUUGACAUGAUGCAGCGAGUUGCGUAUUCGGACUUGGGAGAUACCAUUCCGUUCGACCACUUCCCGCCUUCGCCGUCCGAUGGCCCAGUCGUGAAGAAGACUUGGAUUGUUGGUACAAGUAUCAUCACCAUCGAAACCGCAUGUGCCUCUGGCUUAAACCAGGUCACCAAAAGACAAGCAUCCGGGACGACGUACUCGAUCUUCCAGCAGCGAACCGCACCAGUCCUGCCUCAUCAAAUCCCAACUAACCCCGGCUCAUACUCGCUCAGUGACGACCCUUCGACACGAACUUCGGUACUGCCCAGUCAUGCUCUCCUGCAGAUGACUGCCUCCGCAUUCCCAACUUCCAUCCCAUUACAGCCACUUCCUCUGCCUGAUGAUGAUUUCACUCGACGAGCAAUUAGCGCUUUUGAUAGGAACAGUAUUGUCGACGGCCACAAGAUCGGAGUCUUAUACAUCGGCGAGGGCCAGACCGACGAGACGGAAAUAUUUGCCAACGACCAUGGCAGCCCGGAUUAUGAAUUCUUCAUUGCCAGUCUUGGAACUAAAGUCUCCAUUGAGAAUCCUAAGUUCAACCCUCAGGGUCUCUAUCAUGAGCGAGACGGCAAAUACAUCUACGCCUGGCGUGACCGAGUCUCGGAAAUUAUAUACCAUAUCGCUACCAUGAUGCCGACGAACCUGGAAGCAGAUCCGCAAUGCGUAAACAAAAAGCAGCACAUUGGCAAUGACUUUGUGAACAUUAUCUUCAACCGAUCUGGCUCUGAGUUUGACUUUAAUACAAUCUCAACGCAAUUCAACUUUGUUGAUAUUGUCAUCACGCCAGCCUCCCGAGUCGGCACAGAAGACAUGCCAGGGAAAUUCUCCGUUGACGACUUCAACCACAGACUCUACACUGUUAAAGUGCUGAGCAAGCCUGGUAUCCCUGAAUUAUCAGCCGCGGCCAUCCCGAAAGUCAUAUGCGGCAAGAACCUUGCUGCCUUCGUGAGGAUCAUCGGCUUGAACGCUUCCGUCUUCUCUCUUGUCUGCAGCCAUGGCGGCGAAUACAUUUCAUCCUGGCAGAACCGCCUGAGAGAAAUCCGUCGUCUUCGGGAUCGUGCAUACGCCUGCUUUUCUCCCGAAGUUACUAGCCCGGACGCCUCCUCCAGCAACCUCACCGGCGGUAGUUCACACGGCGAUGGCUCAUUCCCGCCCUCACGACGCAAUACCAAACACUAUGCCGAUGACGGAAGCCUACGUAGCGGCCUGGGCACUGAACGCAAUCUUACAAUGGAAGCCAAUGCCUUCCCAUGCCUGGAUUUCUCACGCUGGACUCGCUGA
This is a messenger RNA of Nannizzia gypsea CBS 118893, 4800 nucleotides long. RefSeq names its product tuberin. Gene Ontology annotation, cellular component: cytoplasm; TSC1-TSC2 complex; nucleus. Gene Ontology annotation, biological process: positive regulation of GTPase activity; negative regulation of TOR signaling; regulation of small GTPase mediated signal transduction. The transcript has a single exon. NCBI's taxonomy places the organism in Eukaryota, Fungi, Ascomycota, Eurotiomycetes, Onygenales, Arthrodermataceae. Bases 1 to 4800 code for a protein of 1599 amino acids. Gene Ontology annotation, molecular function: GTPase activator activity. The record is from RefSeq and is a predicted model, not a curated record.